AUGUCUUAUAACAAUUUGGAAGGUUCAAUUCCGUCAUUCAGUGGGGCCAAGGAUAUUGUUGCCAUAGACCUUUCCUUCAAUGGUCUAAUCAGUACUAUUAAUUCCACCCAUUGGAGAAACCUUACUAAGCUAUCUUAUCUCAGGUUGGGAUCCAAUAAGCUCGAUGGGAAUAUCCCAUCAUCUCUGUUUUCUCUUCCCCUGUUGGGUACUCUAGAACUUUCCAGCAAUCAAUUCUCUGGUCCAUUCGCUGAAAUUUCAAAUGUAUCUUCCUACUUGCUUUCUGGUCUUGAUUUGAGUAGUAACAAUCUAGAAGGGCCAAUACCUAUGUCUAUCUUUAGCUUGCAAGGUCUUAUCAAUCUAGAUCUUUCUUCAAAUAAUUUAAGUGGUUCGUUUCCCCCUGACUGUCUACACCAACUGAGAUAUCUUUCUGUACUUGAUCUUUCACAUAAUAACUUGUUUCUUACCCAUGAUUAUACCAAUUUCUCAUAUUCCUCAACUUCUCAACUAUCUGAUUUGAGGUUGGUGUCAUUGCAGUUGAGAACAAUUCCUAAAUUCUUGAGAAAUCAAUCUAACUUGGGAAGUUUGGACCUUUCAGAUAACCAGAUAAAUGGCAAGAUACCCAACUGGAUUUGGAGUCUUAGUGAUCUUAGGUACCUAAAUCUUUCUUGCAACUCCCUAGAUUCUCUAGAAGUUCCUUCAAUCAAUCUCAGUAAUUUAAUGUACCUUGACCUCCAUUCCAACCAGUUUCAUGGGAAAAUCCCAAUUUUUCCAUCACUUUACAGUGUCUAUUAUCUAGAUUUCUCGAGAAAUUAUUUCAGCUCUCCCAUACCGAGUACCACUGGAGAUAUGCUUGUAAAGACUGGAUUAUUGUCGCUUUCGAGCAAUAACCUCAAUGGGAUCAUUCCAGAAUCAUUAUGCAAUUCAACAAGUCUGAAAGUUCUUGAUCUGUCCAAUAAUUCUUUGAGUGGCACGAUUCCUCGGUGCUUGACUACAAUGACCACGCUCGCAGUACUCAAUUUAAGGAGGAACAAUCUUACAAAUGUUGAUGAGUUCUCUCAUACUUGUAGUUUAGAAAUGCUAGAUGUCAGUGGAAAUCAUAUUCAAGGCCAGUUUUUAAAAUCUCUUGUCAAUUGCACCCGAUUAGAGGUUUUAAAACAAUUUGAUAACAGAACCAUUUCCAUGUUUUUUGAGGAACACAUCCACCUUAUCAUAGACUUAGCUCACAACAAUUUCAGUGGUGAAGUACCUGGAACAGCUUUGACGACUUGGCAGGCGAUGAGGACUAGCAAAGAUAAUGCCCCAUGGAAAAUCCGUAACCUUCAAGUUGAGUAUGGUGAAACUUAUUAUCAAGUAGAUACAAUCAUGGUUAGCAACAAUGGUUUAGAGAUGGAGCUGGUGAAUAUUUUAACAAUCUUCACCUCCGUUGACUUCUCAUGCAACAAGUUCAACGGAUCAAUACCGGAGGAAAUUGGAGAACUCAAAUCAUUAGAUGCCCUCAACUUGUCCAACAAUGCAUUCACAGGUGCAGUUCCAUCAUCAUUAAGUAACUUGAGUGAGCUAAAGUCUUUGGACCUUUCGAAAAACAAAUUGAGCGGUCAAAUCCCAGUGGAGCUUACAAAACUCACUUUCCUUGCAUUCUUGAAUCUCUCAUAUAAUCAAUUGGUCGGGAGGAUACCAAGCGGUGCUCAAUUUUCAACAUUUGAUGCAGCUUCCUUCUAA
Rosa rugosa (rugosa rose) is the source of this 1719-nucleotide messenger RNA. Its product is annotated as receptor-like protein 34. Gene Ontology annotation, molecular function: protein binding. The record is from RefSeq and is a predicted model, not a curated record. The transcript is spliced from 2 exons. NCBI's taxonomy places the organism in Eukaryota, Viridiplantae, Streptophyta, Magnoliopsida, Rosales, Rosaceae. Bases 1 to 1719 code for a protein of 572 amino acids.